This is a messenger RNA of Paramecium octaurelia, 404 nucleotides long. NCBI's taxonomy places the organism in Eukaryota, Ciliophora, Oligohymenophorea, Peniculida, Parameciidae. The record is from the annotation of a GenBank genome assembly.
CUCUAAUCAACAAGAAGGCAUUCCCUAAGAAAAACCUCUCUCUAAAAGAAAUGUCGAAGUUGGAACUAUCUACUCAGAAAUUGGUCCAGAAGGCUUCAAAUUCUUUAAAAGUAAUAUUAAAUGAUCAGAUGAUGAACUUUUAUACUAACCUCAACUAAUUGAUGCUUUUUAUAUUCAAAUACUUAAUAAAAAUUUAUGGGAAAUGGCAGCAGAAUUAUAAACAAAGCCAAUAUAUAUGAAUUUCAGUAGUAGAGUGGUUGAUGUUUGUAAACGAGAGAAACGAUAGCAAUUAAUUAAAUAAAAUAAUUAAAAUACUAUUGCUUAGAUAGUGAAUUUUUUAUUAAUAGCCAAUUCUAUCUAAACAUAAGUAUCCAUUUAAAAUGAGUAAAUUUAUUUCCAAAUCC